Galdieria sulphuraria is the source of this 1495-nucleotide messenger RNA. RefSeq names its product oxidoreductase NAD-binding domain-containing protein isoform 2. Lineage: Eukaryota; Rhodophyta; Bangiophyceae; Galdieriales; Galdieriaceae. The transcript has 7 exons. Gene Ontology annotation, molecular function: oxidoreductase activity. Bases 127 to 996 code for a protein of 289 amino acids. The record is from RefSeq and is a predicted model, not a curated record.
ACUUGUGAUAAACAUCGCGAAUUCCAAAACUGAGAACCCACACAGUUUGCUUCCUGUCCUAGCUGUAUCGUUAUCCACGCAUCUGCUUCAGCAGUCAUUGUCUGUUCUGAAAUAAAUUAUUGGAAGAUGCAGUUUAUUUGUCAAUGUCCGACUAGAAGCACUUUUUUCAACUCUCGCAAUAAGUUUAUAACUGGCUCUUUAUUAAGAUUUUGUAGAGAAGCCAACGUUGUUUCCUACAGUAGACUGAAUAGUAGCAAGACCUUGAAGUGGAAGUUACGGAAAAGAGUUCUCGUUUCUGAAUUGGAAGGCUGGUAUAAAGCUCGUGUUAUUCACAAUGUAUACGAAUCUGAAGGCCAUCGUACCCUAUGCCUAGAACCACCUUCCAUUGUUUUGGAACAGUACACGAAUCCUGGAAUGUUCGUCAAACUUUCGAAUGGAAAGGAAAAACCAAACUUUUUUGCUGUAGCAAGUGCUGUAAAUUCCCCUUUUUUGGAGUUUUUAGUGAAGAGAACACACUCAACUGCUUGGUUGUGUGAGUUGGAAAAAGGUGGUCAGAUAUUCAUAAGUUCCGUUAUGGGAAAAGGUUUUCAACUUUCACGUCUUCACGAUGUGGAACACAUCUAUUUGUUAGCUACUGGUUCAGGUAUUUCUCCACUCAAAGCAGUUAUGGAAAGUACAGAGUUUCUUCAGUUGUCAAACAAAAAAGAUUUGCAACUUUAUUAUGGUGUUCGUACGCCUGAGAGAUUCUCUUAUCAAAAUAGAUUCUCAGUAUGGCAGCAGACUGGAAUUAGAAUACAUAAGAUUUGUUCAACUGAUGCCUCAGGGAGGUGGACUGGUAGGGUAGGUUAUAUUCAACACUGGUUGAGAAAGGAUGGCAUUCCGAAUCCUGAAAAAACGGGAGCACUAUUAUGCGGGGUCAAAGGAAUGAUAGAAGAAGUAACUCAGUUAUUACAAACGCAAGGCGUUCCUUCCGAUAAGAUCUUGACCAACUUUUGAAAAACGUCUACUUUAUGAAGUAAAAUAGACAACUAUUUGAUAGUCGUGCGAUCCCUUUCCACGAGGAGGCCUUUCUUCCGACUGCAAGAAAAAAGACAACCCGUUGUCAGACCUAUACUAGAAUCAAUGAUUCUUUUUGGUAUUAAGUCGUCAUAAGAGCGAAAUUGGCGACCGAACGACUUUCCAAGUAUUUACUUGUUUAAUGCUUCAAUAAUAGUCUCGACCUCAGGAAACUUGAGUUUACGAGGUGGACCUUUGGACUUGCCAUCCCAGAUAAGAGUUUCCGUCUUGUCCUUUACCAAAUAGACGUUGAACGUGCCUUUACCUGUUCGAGGUUUCCCAUAAGGUUGAAUGGAAACUGUCAAGGAGGGCUUUUGUUCUUUCAAUGCAGCCUCUAACGACUUUGCUUGUCUUUUGUACGUUCCUAAAGGGGUUGAAAGUUACGUGACAUCACAAGGAAUCCAAUUAUGGUUACCUCAGCUAGUACAGUGCUCAAUGA